AUGUUCCAGCCUGGCAACAUGGCCAUGCUUCAAGCCCUUCAGUCGACGGGCGCUGCUCCCAAUCCGUCUCUCUUCCCGAGCAUUCCGCCCGGCAUUCCGACGCUCGCCGCUCCAUCGUCGCCCACCACCUCGAAUCUGAAUUCCGACCAGGUCAGUUAUGUUUGAUUAGUAAGUUGUCAUGAGUCCUAUCGAUAGUACCUUGGCUUCUUGGCGCCAGGGUGCGUCAUUAAGGGAGGGGUACUGGUGAGCCAUCAAAGGGUUUCGCCGCUGUGCGAGAAUGUAUGAAAAGAAAAAGAAGAAGAAGAAUGGGAUGGGCGGGAGGCAAAAAGAGUCUAAAACGAUUUGAAACGUAUCUUUUCCUCUUUCUCCUUCUCACUUCCGCCACUCAAUCCAAUCAUGCUCCUUGUCUUCUCAUAACUUUAUUGCUUUUUGUCUCCUCUUUUCUCGCCUUUUGCAACAAAGUGCAAAACCAAAUUCCGUCGCCAUCCAUUCUCUUCUUACACAAAAAUAAUUGAAACUUCUCUGUGUGAGAUGAUGGGAGCCAGAGUGAAAGUUAUAAGAGGGGUUCAGCUGUGAAUUGUUCUAUUUUCAGAUAGUCAAAACAUGCGAACAGCUGGAAGUGGACGGAGACGUUGACCGGCUCGCCAGGUUCCUCUGGACGAUCCCACCCCAACAGGCCCAGGAGGUACAGAGCAAUGAAGUCGUUCUGCGGGCGCGAGCACUCGUCUGCUUCCACAUGGGCAACUUCCGCGAGCUGUAUUCGAUUCUCGAGAACAACAAGUUCUCGCAAAAGAGUCAUCCGAAACUGCAGGAGAUGUGGCACGAGGCGCACUAUCGGGAACAAGAGAAGAACCGCGGAAAGUGAGUUUGUUUUCCUCUCAUUGUUCGCAGCUAUCAUUAAUGAGCCUUGCCUACCGUAACACGCUCUCCGGGCGCGAGUGAGAAGAAGAAAGGAGCCGGCUCCUUUCGCUUUCAAUCUUGUCGGACAAUAUUUGCGCUGGGGGAGCGGAGGGUCUUUCUCGCUUCUCCCUCGUUUCGUUGUUACACCGAUAGGACGCGAUAGGAUACCCGAUGAUUCUAAAUGAUUACGGUAGUCAGUCUCUUUCGCCUUCCUUUUGAAGUAGCGCUACGCCGAUUAGCCACAAUCAAGAAGGCAGGGGCGAGGAACGGUAAAUGCGUGCUAAUCGGGUGGGUUGCCCCCGCAACCGAAUGAACCGACGACAAAUUUGACACCGAAAAAGGAAGGAGGAGGUGGCUUUUAGAGCUGCCACCACCACCAUCGCUGCCCGUCUGUCGUGUCGCACGGAUGCGCCCUCUAAUUAGAUGAUUGGCGUUGAUUUUUGCGGCUAACGGACUGACUAAAGGGCUAAAGAGCUAAAGAACAUGACCAUAUGCGCACCGUGUUAAUCUGUCGGAUUGACUGCGAGCAGAACAAGACGGUGUUUAUAAACACAAGAGAUAAUCCCCUUUCUUCCAGGUCCCUUUGUGCCGUCGACAAGUACCGUGUCCGCAAGAAGUUCCCAAUGCCAAGAACCAUCUGGGACGGAGAGCAGAAGACGCACUGUUUCAAAGAACGGACCCGGUCACUUCUCCGCGAGUGGUACCUCAAGGACCCGUAUCCGAACCCGCCGAAGAAGAAGGAGCUGGCCAACGCGACGGGACUCACUCAGAUGCAAGUUGGCAACUGGUUCAAGAACCGAAGACAGCGAGAUCGAGCAGCGGCUGCCAAGAACAAGUGAGUGCGGGUGGCAGGAGGGCAAUUAAAAAGGGAUCAGGGCAGGAAGUUUCUCCAUUUCUCGACCUUACGUGUAAUCGGUUAAUCUGGAAAUGAGAAAAUAAUUGCCUAGAUGCAUUUCAUUCACAAUCUUCCUUCUUUUAGACAAAACAUCAUCGGUGUGGAACUGAAGAAGACUGCCUCGGAUAUGUCUGACUCGGACGAGGAUUUUGAGGACUCCAUGACCGACUCGCCGAGUCCGAUUGACGAACCGAAGGAUCUGAGCAAGAAUCCGAUGCCGAAGAUGCCGCCGACAAUGCUGCCGAAGAUGGCGUCUCCUUUCGACAUGUUUGCCGCUGUCAACCCAAUGAAUACAAUGAAUCCGCUGCUUCUGAUGAAUCUGAAUCCGGCACUCUACAUGCAGUUUCACAACUUCUUCAGCGCCGUGAAACAUUGUCAAGAAGAAGAGGAGAAUGUGGAGACCAAUGUGGAAGCGGAGGCCGAGACUGAAGUGGGUCAGAAGAAGCGAUCAAAGCUGAGCAUUGAUGAGAUUCUCAACAUCAAAUCCGAAGUGUCUCCGUCACAAUGCUCGCCGUGCUCUAAUGAAUCGUUGUCGCCGAAGCAAGUGAAGUUGGAAGAAGCGACCGUCAUUCGGGUGAAAAAGGAGGAAGAUGAGGCGGAAGAGGAUGCUCGCAGUGAGAAGAGUUCGAAGCCGCCCAGUCCGAAGUUGGAACCGUCUGAGGAUCCGAAAGAUUCGACCAAUUGCUCACCCAAAUCGACUACGUCUCAGUCAGAAUGA
Caenorhabditis sp. 36 PRJEB53466 is the source of this 2513-nucleotide messenger RNA. Lineage: Eukaryota; Metazoa; Nematoda; Chromadorea; Rhabditida; Rhabditidae. The record is from the annotation of a GenBank genome assembly.